Macrosteles quadrilineatus (aster leafhopper) is the source of this 1848-nucleotide messenger RNA. RefSeq names its product ATP-dependent DNA helicase PIF1-like. The coding region runs from base 1 to 1848 and encodes 615 amino acids. Lineage: Eukaryota; Metazoa; Arthropoda; Insecta; Hemiptera; Cicadellidae. The transcript has a single exon. Gene Ontology annotation, molecular function: DNA helicase activity. Gene Ontology annotation, biological process: telomere maintenance; DNA repair. The record is from RefSeq and is a predicted model, not a curated record.
AUGACUGUAUCUUGCCGUGGUUAUGCCGACCUCCUGUCCCGCGGUGGACCAAACUGCCGCACUUUUCAAGGGGUCGCGCGGCAUCUUGGCUUGGUGCAAGACGAACAGGAGUACCACUACGCACUGCGCGAGGCCGCCACUUUCAUGACUGGCCCGAGACUUCGUUCUUUCUUUGUGAUCCUCUGCAACAUGGGGGCUCCUGCAGCUCUCCUGUGGGAUGCUUUCCGUGAUUCCAUCUGCGAGGACCACAUAGAGCGUAAUCCUCUCGAUGUUGAACUGGCCUACAAGCUAGGUCUCAUCGAUAUUGAUCGGAGUCUUCGUCGGCAGGGUUCUUGCGUCGCAGAUCAUGGCCUCCCCGAUGUACACGAUGACACGACGGAGUUGGGCAGAGAACUGCUCUUACAUGGUGAAAAUCAACAGAGAGUGUUUGUGGAGGAGUGGGUGCCAAAGCUCUCUGAAGAUCAAAACCGCGUAUUUGAGUACGUUACCUCCGUUCUCAAUGCCCCUGCCAGCGGAACGUCGUCGAAAAUCAUUUUUCUUGACGGCCCGGGAGGCUAUGGGAAGACCACUCUGAUUCGUGUCAUUCUCGCAUACGUGAGAGGUUGUCGUCAGGUUGCACUGGCAGUCGCUAGCUCUGGGAUCGCCGCGGGUAACAUGCCUGGUGGAACUACAGCUCACAGCAUGUUCCGGUUGCCACUCGACUUCGGUGACGGCACCGGCUUUUGGAACAUCACCAACGGCUCCCAGCGAGCAGAGCUCAUCAGGGCCGCAAGGCUCAUUGUCUUUGAUGAGGCCCCGAUGGCACAUCGGUUCGUUUUCGAGGUUCUUGACAGAUCCCUGCGAGACCUCAUGCGUUCCAGUGAGCUAUUCGGUGGUAAAAUAUUCCUCUGUUGUGGCGACUUUCGCCAGAUCGCGCCUGUCGUUGUAAACGCUCGUACUCCAACUGACAUUGUUUGUGUCUCACUUCGGGCUUCCCAUCUGUGGCAGCAUUUCAAAAUUUUUGCCCUGACAACAGCUCAUCGGACUAGUAGUUCCACAGCCUAUUCCGAAUUCCUUCUUAGGGUAGGCAACGGAACUGUCAGUUCGACCACUUUCUUGGAGGGACGGAACGAACAAAGUCUAAUUCCGCUGCUCGGGAUUAGACAAGUGACGUCUUUGACUGAUUUGGUCGAUUCCGUCUUUCCCGCAAACGUCCUACUCGACUCUGAUAUGUGUUCGCGACGCGCAAUCCUCUCGACUCUGAUAGUGAACGUCAAGGAGAUCAACGACCACAUCUUGAACUCCCUCGACGGUCAUCUGUACGAGCUGAGGAGCGCCGACACAGUCGACAGAGAAAACGACGAUGGCCUGGAUGUCGACGUUCAACUCCUGAACACGGCUACUGGCAAGGGCGUACCAGACCAUGUUCUGCGGCUGAAGAUCGGUUCUGUUUGCCUCAUUAUGAGGAACCUCAACAUCGCUGAAGGACUCGUCAACGGCACUAAAGUCAUCGUAAUCGGCAUCACCAACCGCCUGAUUACAGUGAGACUUCCCGGACAGACGCAACCUAUCGGAAUUCCCCGGAUUACCUUUACUUUUGCGUUUGUCGAGGGUUCGCCGUUACGUGUUCGUCGACGUCAGUUCCCACUGAUGUUGGCCUAUUGCAUGACCGGACACAAGAGCCAAGGUCAGACAAUAGAUUCAGUCGGUGUUGAUUUACGGACCGAUUGCUUCACGCACGGGCAACUAUACGUCUUGCUCAGUAGGGUCAGACAUCCAGACCAUAUUGUUGUUCUCGUACACCCCGAACGUGUCCGAGAUGGAAUCGCAUACGCAAAGAACAUCGUGUAUGGCGAUCUCCUUCUCUAA